Messenger RNA from Physcomitrium patens, 2657 nucleotides. RefSeq names its product bifunctional nuclease 2. The record is from RefSeq and is a predicted model, not a curated record. Gene Ontology annotation, molecular function: nuclease activity. Gene Ontology annotation, biological process: protein ubiquitination. Gene Ontology annotation, cellular component: nucleus; VCB complex. Lineage: Eukaryota; Viridiplantae; Streptophyta; Bryopsida; Funariales; Funariaceae.
UUUUAAUUCCGUGUUUGAAGCAGAAGGAUUACCCAUGAGUUUAUCUAAAUUUAGUCGGGGCGAAGGAUGCAAGGUCGCAUAGCAAAAAUAGGUGUGAAAUCAAAAUAAAAUCGAUGAGUCCGAUUUCCCAUUUGUGUCUGAGAAAAAUGGAUUCCUGUACUUGCACGGCAUCGCAGAGCUGGUGCGCAUCACCUCUAGGUUCCUCGCAGCGCAAGUGGAUCCGCGUCGAAUGCCUUUUGAACCUCCUUCCCUCUCCCCGAGCAGAUCACGCCUUUCGCCCCAUGUGUAAUUAAUAAUGGCCCACAGUUGCAGAAUCUCUCGCGCACCGCUUUCCUUUCUCGCUCAUUCUGCUGCAAUUUGCUCUAUUUGUACUCUCGUAUUCUGCACUCCCUACUUUAGCAGAGCAGUCCACAUCUUCAUUGUCUUGUAGCGCUCCGUCUAGAUCGUCGCUGUUUAGCUGUUCGUUCAGCACAUUUCGUCUGCAGAACUAGCUCGGGGAGCAUUGCGGGUGGAUCUUACAACAGCAGCAGCACUUGUUACUGACGUAGGGAGCAUCGAGCUUUGUUAAUUGAAACCUCUGAAGUCCUCCGUUGUUUCACUGUUGACACAUUCUGACUACUCCGCCCCCGUAGCUCACCGCAAGCCGCAUCCCCAAUAUAUUCCUCACGUUUUCUUCAAAGUACUACAUGCUUGGGCAAUAUGCAUUUCUUUGGCUGGACAUUGUGAAAAUUUUCACGUUCGAGGGCGCAUCUCCUUGGCUUGAUUAACGAUGAGAUUUGUGUAGAAUGUGGCCACGCGAGUUGUGAAGAAGCCAACCGGUGAGUUUUGUUUCUCGCAGAAAUGCUGUAGCAUAAGCUAUUGCAGGAGUUUACGCAUCAUCACAUUCUUUGGCAGUAGCAGUCGGUUGCUCCGUGAGGGGGCAGAUUAAGCGAUCGAGAAUGGCAGCUCCCGCCGCAGCUAUGAGCUUGUUGCCCAGUCACAGCCCAGCGAGACUGCAUCGAAGCAAUGUGGUGCCAUGCUCUUUGAUGUCAACCCCAAGAAGCAUGAGAGCCACACCCUUGGGCAACUGCGCACUAUCCGUGCCGUUCCCUGCCGCCAUGAAACCGAGAAGCACGAAAUUCUCCACAAGUCGAAACUCGAGCGAUUCGGCCGAGAGUGACAGCGUGGCGGAGAACUUCAGCGAGAACGACGAAGACUACGCAGACUCCACAAUCGUUGAAGCUGUGGAAGUCAGGAGUGGUCCCGAGGGCUGCACUAUCAAGAUGCGCAACGGCGAUGUGCUCAAGUGCGUGCACAACUCGAACGAGGCAGGAACGCUCCCCGUUUACGAUCCGCACCCGGCCAUCGUCUUACACCUCAACGACAGCUCCAACCUUCUCCUCCCCAUCAUCGUCCUCGAAUUCCCAAGCGCAAUGCUCUCCGACGCCAUCCGAAACGUCGAGCCCACGCGCCCAACGGUGUAUCAAGUCAUGAGCAACAUCCUGGAGGUGUCGGGAUACAAAGCCAAGCUUGUCCGCGUGACGAAACGCGUCAACGAGACGUAUUUCGCGAGGGUGCAUCUCGUCAAAGAGGGAGAUGACAGUGCUCCUCCCAUGAGCCUCGACAUUCGCCCCUCCGACGCAAUCAACCUCGCAGUCCGGUGCAAAAUCCCCAUCCAGGUGAGUAAGAAUCUCGCAAUGGGAGAUGGGGUCCGGGUUGUCACCGAUGUCGAGAAGCUCCCCUCCACCAUCACCACUAAGGACGGGCUAGUCAUCACCGACUUGGACACGCCGCUUCCUGGGCCCUGCCUAGACGCCGAGGAGUUUGUAAUGGUGCGGGACAUGCACAUCGCCGCUGUGGAGGAGAGGUUCAUAGAUGCGGGCAAGCUGCGCGAUGAGCUCGAGCAGUUCAGGAAAGCGGCGAGCAGCGAGAGUUUGGAGCAGAACAAGCAAACGGCAGAGACUGAAUGGCCCCCCCAUCGAUCAGAACCCCCCCAAUCCCCUGUCUAGCUUCUUCUUCUUCUUCUCCUUCUUCUUCCUCCUCCUCUUCUUCUCGUGUUCCACAAUUGCACACUCGCUCACCUCAUGGCUCUGGAUUCCGCUUCGAUUCUGAUGCGGCACUGUGUACCCAACUCGCGCAACCGUCACCGACAAGGACCCUACUAACUCCUCGUCACGUCAUCGAAGUGCCGCUACUGCUCCCAUUUCGGCAUUCGAUCCACUGUUCUGCACCUGUUGCAGCAGCUCACGUUGUUGUUGCAAAUCCCUCACACAUGUAUCAUAUAUAUAUAUAUAUAUAUAUACAGCUGAAGAAAAAUAGAUAGAAAGUUGGUUAGUUUGAUAGACAGAUUGAUAGAUGGAUAGAUAUUGACACAUUAAUGUUGUGCAGAGAAGAGCACAUUCAUUUUAACGCAGUUAUGAAUCAGCAUUUGAUUGACAUUCUAUUAGUUAGUUAGAUUGAAUUAUUCCACAUCGACGGGGUCUUGCAGCUAACGCAAGAGCGCCGAUUGCUGAUCGCUACUAAUCCGCCGACAUUUCCACAAGGAAACCAAAGAAAUAUCAACAUAAACUGGUUCUGAAUUUGAAUCUUAACUCCGGUGUCUCCGACGGAGAAGCCUCACCGACACGAUUUUAAAAUCCUUCUUGGAAUAAAAAAGUGAUUUUUAGCAACUUUUUUUA